AUGCCUCUGUUCCGCUUCCCAUCUGCCGAUUUCUGUUGCUCUCUUGCCUCUUGCUUCUUCGACGCGUGUGCUUUCUACCCAAUCGUCUGCGCUACUGCUACCAUCGUGGGUGUGUCUGCCGUUGGAUAUGCCAUAGGUCGCCCCGAUGACCAGUCCUCCCAACCGAACCUCCAGAAGAGGAAGUAUUCCUCCGAGCCGUUUCCCACCGUACGCCCAAGCGAAUCCAUGCCUCGAUAUUCCACAACAUUGAGCGUCCCCUCCACCCCGCUCGAGAAUCGACCUUCUCAGUUCACCGGUCGAGCCAGCGGCGACGUGCUACGGUCUCGCAAUGGUCGACGACUUACAACUGGGGGGGACGUGAUGGAUAUUGACGAACAUUCGGACUUCGGUUUUCGACACGACGUAGCUCAGAGGGAUCCCAGUGUGACGCUCCGAUCGAAGUCUUCCUGGAUCAAACGACUAUCAACGCUUUCCUCCAACCACUCCAGUCCCUUAGGGAGUCCCGCCACCGAAUCCCCUCCGAUUUCCUUCUCGAAUGGGUCCGCUGCUUUCUCCCACAGCGGCUCUACCGCUCCGAUCAUCGGCCAGUGCCCUCCCCCUCCGCUCCCCCCGAAUAAGCUGGUCAAGCGAUCGUCUUCGUUUCGUUUGUCGAAAGGACAGAUGCAGGAACACAUCCAAUCGCGGCGCCCCACCCUCAGACGGCCUGCUACCAGCCAUCAGCGGUCCGCCACAUUGCAGAUGCACUCGCAAUCAAGAGGUGUCUCCAUGGAUCGGGCUCGCGAUGUCCAGAUUCCGGUUCCCGUCGUGGAAUCCCCUCCCGAACCGUUGUACCAGCAAUAUUUCACCGCGAAGGUCUCCAAGGAUAACACGGUGUCGAAGAAGCGGUUCGGCGGCGAGAGAAGCGCUCGGAAGAUCUUUCCGGACGAUCGAUUUCGGCCCACUUUGAUCCUGGCAAAAUCCGUGAUGGCGUCGUCCAUCGAGGUGGAUGAGUCGCUAAGUCUGGCAGACGAUAGUGAUUUUGGUGGAAGCCGACCGAUAACUCCUUUGGGUUUGGGGUUUGGCCGUCCCUCUCCUUCAGAGUCCUUUGAUGGUUCGCGGGGUUCAUAUCAUCCUUCAGGCACUACCGACUCCCAACGAGACUUCCCUCCACCUGAAGAUACGUCCGCCUACCAACACAGACGCCGUUCCUUCUCCCUCGACAAAUUCCUUCCCAGCAGCUCAUCGUUCCGGAAACCACGUUCCUCCAAAUAUCUUGGUCGCAGCCGACUCACCCGCCGCAGCGAAAGCAGAGCCAUAUCUGCCCCGCUCCCCAGCACCCAGGAGACAUCCUCUUCUGAUCCUGACUCCGGGCGGCCCAUCAAGAAGAGGGACACCACGGACCCAACCAUCUUCAAGCGGGAGAUUUACACCUCUUCCAGCAACAGUGCUUCGAUAAACGACAUGAGCUCAUCUCAAUCCAAUCAUGUGGCAAACCCCUCGCAGAAACCGCUUUCACAUUCCGUGCACGGCCUCACACACAACCAUUCAUCACCACCACCCUAUCAAACCGGUACAACAUCAACCGACCUCGACCAUUUUCCACUCUCUCCAUCCACACAGGUGCCUGGACAUCGGCUCGUUCGAAAUUCCAUACCCCAAUCAGAACGCACCUCAACACUCGUCGGAUCGGACAGCGAACUACGGGGUGUGACACCAGCGGAAGAGGAGGAGACAGAUCUAGCAAGUGAAACGGUGUUCGAUUCCAUUAGAACUCGAGGGACUCGCAGCACGUCCGGUGCGAGAGGUCCAUCCAUCGACCAAAUCUUUGAUAUGCCACCGUCCUCCACCGUGAUGGCCAAACCAAGAUCCAAUUUCCUGCGAGAUAUGCUUCCGAAGGGCAUGGGAACCGAUCAAGAGAUGGAAUUGGUUGGUCCAGACAGUAUCACCGAAGAGGAAGAAAGUGUGUCGACAAAUGACGAAAUGGCCAUCGCAUCCGAUCUUGCUGAAGGCGGAUCGCCCACAACCGUUCGUGUUCGCAGCAAAUUGCAAAACCAACCUUUACGCAUCCCCUCGUCUCCACCUGAGGCUGCAAAGUCACUCAAUCUCGGUUCCUUGGAAUACGACAACUUCCAAGACCAGGAUGAUGAGAGCCGCUGGUCAAUGGGUGAACCGAGCAAUGAUUCUCCCAACAUCUCACUGGAAGACCUGAGCCUCAAUUUCGAUCAAGUCGAGCAAGUCGCCACUCCACUUUCCAUCCGUCGAAGUAGUCCACACCUUGUUGCAACCGGGUCGAGCUCGAGUCCGCCCGCCAUCACCCCCAAUCACCGUUACUCACAGCUUACAGAGCGUGAGCGGGACAGUCGAAGUAACUUGUUCGACUGGUCGGAGCACCCACACACGGACAAGAGCCCGGGUAACCGCACUCCACCGAGACCGCAGACCGUUCACGGAAAGAAGGACACCGAUUCUCGAGGAAGUCGAUCCAUUGGCAGAAGAGCUCCCAGCGCUCUGCACGCUCGAAGUCAGAGUGUUCCCGUGGUCCCCGACCCCGCCGGCAAGCGAGACACCGUUGUCAUGAAUAAGUUCGGAACUUGGGGCGUCGGCAGCAAAGGUGUCACGGAAGAUUGGGAUGAUGAUUUCGAUUUCACAAAUCCGAAUCAUGAAGCCGGCCAGAGUUCCACCGGAGGCGAGGAGAAACGGGUGGAUAGUGGCAUGGCGGUUGUGGUUCCUCAGAAUAUCCGCGACCAGCAAUUGAACGUCCUUGCCAACAUUGGUCUCUUGAAGGAAUGGGGGAUUAUAAUUGAAGAGCUUAAGGAUCUCAAAAUCCGUGCAGCACAACUUGGAGUCUUGGACGGGGUGGGCGCGGCAGUUUGGAAAGAGGUGGAUGCCAUGAUUGAUCUGGCCGACCAAGAAGCCGAAGAAGACACCGCUCCUCGAGUGACACCUCCUUCGUCUCCCGGAUUUGAUGCUGAUGCUUUCGAAGAAGAAGCUGGGCUUACGACUCCGGCACCAGUAAAUAAGAAUCGACGCACCAGGCGCUCCACCAGUGCUCGCUUUGACGGGCCCACCUCGGUCCCCCAAUCUUCCCCUCGGUCCCGCCGCAAAUCAGUUCUCCCCACCAACAGCGACAUAUUCUCCGAACCCGCCGCCACGUCUCCCCCUACCCAAAGCUUCGGUAUCCCGCGCACCCCAUCUGGUCAGCACGCUUCGAGCCGCACCACCCCGACCACCGUGACCACCCGACCUCGCAAAGACUCCGAAGCCAUCGCGCGUUCCGUCAUCGAAGCACUCCAGAAGCGGCCGAGCACGGUGUCGGAGCCGAUCACAUUCUCGCGGACCUCGAAAGAGAAGAAAGUGCCGUUCGACACGGCGACACUGAAGCACAUCGUGCCGUAUGUCAACGGCCUGGUCCGCAAAGUCCGAACACUCCUACGUGAUGUCGAGGGUCUUUCAAGUCCAGCUCUGGGUUUGCUUCAAUAUGACGCGAGCGGCCACGGUGGCAAGGCCAACGGCGUGAACGGUACUGACGACGGAAUACUCGGGCAGUGGGACAUCACCACCGACACGAUUUCUACCACAGGGGUGUUCGAUCCCGGCAAUACCAAGAGUGACCUGUUCGGCUCACCCACCAAGCGCGCCGGCUCCACCACGCCCUCGGGCAUCGGAUCGGCGACGGGAUCGCCGUCCUCGAGGAGAAAUCGCCGGACGCGGGCGAACAACGGGGGAGUGGUGCCGGAAGAAGGGGGGGCGAGGAGUGGUGCAGGCGUUGAUGAGUUGACCGGUCAGAUGAAACUGAUGACUGUUAUAUGA
Molecule: messenger RNA, 3789 nt
Organism: Eremomyces bilateralis CBS 781.70
Lineage: Eukaryota; Fungi; Ascomycota; Dothideomycetes; Eremomycetales; Eremomycetaceae
Exons: 2
Coding region: 1-3789 (1262 amino acids)
Source: RefSeq, a predicted model, not a curated record